AUGGAAGCAUUUAAUCGCAUUUAUGAAAACAGAGACGAAGAACCAUUGUUGCGAGAAGGGCCACACAAAAAGUGGGAUAUGGAUACCGAAUCUACGGAAUUGGAAGGAUCAAGGCUAAAAGAUAUAGAAUGGGAAGAUCUCGAGGAAGACGAAGAUAAUGGAAAUGGAAAAAAACAAAGGGUGGAGGUUUGUUUAAAUUUGGUAUUUUUACACCUGAUUACAAGAAGCAUCAACACAGAAAAAGACACUAGGGAAUGAGUACAACAAACAGAGUAACUAGACACCAGAUUAAAGAUGAUGCAUCUAGCAGUAAGACUAUGAAGAUUGAUGAUGUGGGACCUCGGUCAUACCUCAUCCAUGAUGUGCUUUUAUUAGUUAUGAUGCAACUGGGAGCCAUCGAUUUUAUU
Messenger RNA from Lactuca saligna, 407 nucleotides. NCBI's taxonomy places the organism in Eukaryota, Viridiplantae, Streptophyta, Magnoliopsida, Asterales, Asteraceae. The record is from the annotation of a GenBank genome assembly.